This is a messenger RNA of Bactrocera oleae (olive fruit fly), 1703 nucleotides long. RefSeq names its product Pinkman (gene pkm). Lineage: Eukaryota; Metazoa; Arthropoda; Insecta; Diptera; Tephritidae. The record is from RefSeq and is a predicted model, not a curated record.
AUUUUCUCGUAAAAAUGACUGGAUGGUUUAUGAAGUUCGGCUGCGCAACUUCAACCCUUCCUUACUUAUAGUUUUGUUCAUUUUGAUAUAUUCAAGACCGCAAAAUAUGAUAUCAAAUAUUGUGGGUUGCAACAAUAUGGAUCAAUAUCGUCAAAAGGCAUUUAUAUAUUAAACGAUUUUCAAGUAAAUGUCUAGAUUUACAAUAGUUCAAAAUGGAUAACGACAGUGCAAAAACACGCAGACAAGAUUGUGACUAUCCGAGCAGUAAAGUCCUGGCGGCACUUCAACAACUGUUGGAAAGGCAAUUUUCAUCCAAAUCGUUUACUUAUAAACUGUUGCCAGCUACUAAAAAAGGUGAAAACUACAUAGGAAUUGUGUAUCGCGUUUCUGUUAAAUUAAAUACAAAUUGCGGUGUUCGUCUUUCUAAUUUAAUUCUUAAAAUGGCACCACGAAAUUCUACAAGACGUAAGCAAUUUUUUAUCAGGCCCUGUUUUCUGAGAGAAGCUCUUGCUUAUGAGGAGUUCUUACCAAUGAUUGAAAAUUUUCAAUACAAUAAAGGACUAUCAGAAGAAUGCCGUUUUCAUGAGUAUGCCAAGAGUUUUUAUACUUCAACAGAUGAAUUCGAAGAAGUAAUAUUUUUGGAGGACUUAAGUUUACAGGAGUUUAGGGUGUUUGACCGUUUCGAUGAUUUUCAAUUUGAACAUAUUGCAAUAGUAAUGCGAACAUAUGCAAAAUUACAUGCAGUCUCUUUCGCCAUUAAAGACCAGCAGCCUCAAGCUCUAGAUAAAUUUCGAAAUAUUGAAGAUAUUUUUCUACAACACAAGGAUGUUUCAAAUUUAAAUAUUUAUUUUGAGGGAUUAAAAAGGACUGCGCUGGCAUGUUUGGAACUGGAAAAUGAUGAGUAUAAGCAAGCCCUGGGCAAAUUUUUUAAGCGUCCAUUUUUUGAAAUUUUUUCGGAUCUAAUUGAUGGUAACAAAUAUGAACCAUAUGCAGUAUUAUGUCAUGGAGAUUGCUGGAACAACAAUUUAAUGUUUAAGCUGGAGGGCACUGAUGCCAUCACAAUGCGUUUGUUGGACUGGCAACUGUUACGAUACUCGUCUCCAAUUAGCGAUCUGAUGUACUUUAUUUUUACCUGUACCUCAAGAAAAUUCAGAAAAGCACAUUACGGAGAUGUUCUAAAUGUUUACUAUGAGGAAUUAAUUCGGCACAUCAGCAGUUUUCUUCAUAGACUUGGAUCUAAUCCAUUUAAAUUGUUUCCUCGAGAAAAAUUCGACGAGGAAUUAAAAAAUAGAGGGGCUGUUGCUAUACUUUUUGCAAUGAUUGUGCUUCCAAUUAUAACAUUAAAAAGUGAAGAUGUGCCCAACCUUGAAAAUCUUAGCGAACAGGCAGAAAUUGGGAAACUAAAAAAUUUAAAGGACUCCGGUCUUCUAUGCGAAGGAAAUUUACACGAGUACAGCGAGCGAAUGCGCGACGUUAUCAUUGAUUGCAUUAAUUUUGGAUAUAUACACUAAUGAUUCAUUCAAAGUCAUUUAAGUCUAAAUUUAUAUUUUUAUUAAUACAUUAUGAUUACCUUUAUAUCAGUUGCUAUUAAAUUAAUGUGCGGUGAGUGUUUCAAUUGUUUCACACUUUGGGCAAAACGAAGAGUUGAUAAGGUCUCAGAUAGAUCUGAACGAUGAGGACUAAUGCAAGCCAAAAGUGUUAAA